Molecule: messenger RNA, 549 nt
Organism: Lathyrus oleraceus (garden pea)
Lineage: Eukaryota; Viridiplantae; Streptophyta; Magnoliopsida; Fabales; Fabaceae
Product: T-complex protein 1 subunit delta
Exons: 3
Coding region: 1-549 (182 amino acids)
Molecular function (GO): ATP-dependent protein folding chaperone; ATP binding
Source: RefSeq, a predicted model, not a curated record
AUGGUCGACCUCCGUGAUGUCAAGAUUGUGAAGAAGCUAGUCAGGACUGUCGAUGAUACUGAGCUUAUGAAGGAUUUGUUGUUUGAUAAGAAAGUUAGGCAUGCCUUUGGUAGACAUACCCGAAUGGAGAAUGCUAAGAUUAAUAGUAUUGUGGUGAGUGAUUAUUCUCAAAUGGAUAGGAUUUUAAAGAAAGAGAUGAGUUAUAUUUUGGGUAUUAUUGAGAAUAUUAAAGCAAUUGGUUGUAAUGUGUUGUUGAUUCAGAAGAGUAUUUUGAGAGACGUUACUUAUUUGUCUCUACAUUACCUUGUUAAAGCUAAGAUUUUGUUGAGUUAUGCUGAUCUUGCGGAGGAACUUUCUCUUGGGGAUGGGAAGAUUCUAAAGACUUCUAGUACUAAGUAUAUGGGAAAGAUCAAAACCGUGCUUGUUUGUGGAUCCAAUUUUCUUGUGCUUGAAGAGGGCGAAAGGAGUAUGCACGAUGCUUUGUGUGUUGUUAGGUGUUUGGUUGCUAAGAGGUUUUUUGUUGCUCUUUGUGGUGAGUCGGAGUUAUAG